Fusarium keratoplasticum is the source of this 1350-nucleotide messenger RNA. RefSeq lists its product as uncharacterized. NCBI's taxonomy places the organism in Eukaryota, Fungi, Ascomycota, Sordariomycetes, Hypocreales, Nectriaceae. The coding region runs from base 1 to 1350 and encodes 449 amino acids. The record is from RefSeq and is a predicted model, not a curated record. The transcript has a single exon.
AUGAAGAUGAUGAAAGAAUCCAUUGACGCUGCCGAUCCAAGCAACGAGCCAUCACAAGAUGAAUCAGAUCCUGAGUUCAGUCUUGCUGGGCCCAAAAGCCUUGUCGCUGUCAAGAAAGGGACGCGAUGGACACAAUGCGACAGCCCUCGACUCAGGAACAACUUGCUUGGAGCUGUGGGAUUCCUCGAGCUCGCCAACGCUGGCGACUUUGCUGCCAAUGUUUGGAACGAUACUCCGGUGCCAAUCCAUGCUGUGGUACUCAUGGCAAUAGGGGGAUUUACAGCCCUGGUGUUCUCGGUCUUUGCGUUUAUAGACUCCAGGAGGGCCUGGGCCAAUAUCUCGUUUCUUCGCAGCCAGCGCAAGUUACUGGAGGAAGAAAAGGCUCAUCGAAUUACUGAUUCACGGCCAACCCAAGAGAUUGACGUCCUACUCGAAAUCACCAUCCGCGAGCUUCGAAUCGAAAUCAUCAACCGAUGGGCAAUGGACGUCUUGUUGGGAGGGGGUGCAGUGCUCAUAGGGACUGGCACAUUCAUGGCCAUCGGCGGUGCAAAUCGUCGCGUGUGGCUGGCCAGCAACAUCCUCUCCGGAUAUCUCGGAAACGCGCCCAUCGCUGCCUUCGGUUUAAUCAGUGCGACAUGGGCUGUCAUCGUAUGGAAAAAGAUGAGGCAUCAUCGUCUAGCAGCUGAGAAAGCAUUGAAAGGCGCGCCCGCGUUGCCCCUCAUUAAGCGACGUUGUUUCAACCUCCAACUAUUCUACGUGGUCAACGGCAUUGCUACUAUCCUCGGAGGAGUUGGAUCCAUGUUGACGGCGGAAAGAUGGUGGGGCUACGUGAUCCUCAUCCCCGUCAUCAUGUCUUCGCUGUUCUGCAACGUCUGGUGGCGCAAGAGAGUUGGUUAUGAUCGUCCAUGGAUUGCCGACCCUGCACCCAUGAACACCAACGGCCUCGUUCACGCACUGGAAUCCACGGCGCAAAUCCGACGAGCUUUCCAGAAUGGUCCUGGCACGAUUCUCCCUCGGAUUGUUGGCGGGUUGCCUAGUCCUGCUUUCCCCGAAGUCCUGGAUUUCAUGGUGAAGCACGAUCUUUUUGAGAAGUUCUGUCUUUACCUCAUCAACAAUAUGCAUGUGGCACACGUACUAGGCCUUCAAAAAUCUACCCGAGUAGAACUCGACGUAUCUCGCAUUUUAGAGAUACCAGACAUCCACCAUCCUCAGCUGGUGGGACUGGCAGAGGAGUUUCUUCGAGACGAGGGGGCGAGGCAUUUUCAGACGAGGGAAAGGUUCAUGAUCGAGAUCUUGGGGACGCAUUUGAUCUUGACUGAGAAAGACCAAGAGACACAGGUUGAAAAAUAG